GAGAGAGAGACAUAGGUGGAGACAUAGAGAGACAUAACGCGGACUGUGUCUAACGGGGACAAAAAGACAAAAGACUUAAAGCAAAUUUAGUUGAAUUUUACUUUUCUCUUCCUGCUUUGUCCGUUUCCUUUCACUUUUGGCGUCAGCCAUGUGCGGAGGCUUAAUUUCAUCUGCGAGGACACAGAAGGAGCUUUGAAGACUUUUCAGAAUCCAUCACAGGUCUUAGAGUGACUUUUUUUUUUUUAAUUAUUAUUGUUCUGCAUGGAGGACAAAAGAAAAUCCAAAUCCUCUUUAAAGAUCCUGUCGCGACGGGCUUUUACGCACAGAGGCUGAUAUCCGGCGCGUCCGGACGCAGCAACUCGGCGAUUUCUAUCUUUUAUUUUUUUUACAUAUAUAUAUUUUUUUUAAUGGACAAGUAACAAGAGGUGGACAACGUGAGAAUCUGCAACACAGAUAUACAGAAAUUUAAUCUGAAGAAGAUCGGGGAAGUUGAGUAGGGGACGUGUGCGGACGCACUGUGGCGCACAAAUGGUGUUCCUGUGGGAUGCAAAAUACGACCCAGCCCCUGGCCGGCGUUACACUCCCCCUUCCACCACCCUCGCCUCAGGGGGGAAGAUGGCUGAGGCGCUGCCCCUGGGUGCUGCCCAAGAGGCCGGAGGCGGGGCGGCUCUGGUGGGCAAGCUGCGCAUGGCGGACCGCGGCAUGGUGGAGGUGAUCUCCGAUCAUCCUGGAGAGCUGGUGAAGACAGACAGCCCCAACUUCCUCUGCUCAGUGCUGCCUACCCACUGGAGGUGUAACAAGACUCUGCCCAUUGCUUUUAAGGUGGUCGCCUUGGGUGACAUCCCCGACGGCACCUUGGUGACGGUGAUGGCGGGCAACGACGAGAACUACUCGGCGGAGCUUCGCAAUGCCACUGCUGCCAUCAAGAACCAAGUGGCCAGGUUCAACGACCUGCGUUUCGUGGGCCGCAGCGGAAGAGGGAAGAGUUUCACUCUCACCAUCACAGUGUUCACCAACCCUCCUCAGGUGGCCACCUACCAAAGAGCCAUUAAAAUUACAGUGGACGGUCCUAGAGAGCCACGACGCCAUCGCCAGAAGAUGGAUGAGGUCAAACCAGGCUCCCUUGCAUUCUCUGAGAGGCUAACGGAGCUGGAACAGCUGAGGCGGAGCUCGAUGAGGGUGACGCCGCCUCACCACCCGCACCACCAUCCCCACCACCACCACCACCACCACCAGCCCUCGGCCAACAGCCGCCAGUCUGCAGCACUCAACCCUGCCACCUUCUCCAGUCCCACUCACUCUCAGAUAACUGCCGAUUCCAGGCAGAUGCAGUCGUCUCCAUCUUGGUCCUACGACCAAUCAUAUCCCUACCUUGGCCAAAUACCCACGCCCACUGUCCACACCGCCAAUCCCCUUUCGCCCGGCCGCUCUUCACUCAGUGACUUGUCGUCACGAAUCACAGGUCCUGACCUCACAGCUUUUGGAGACCCCAGGAUGACCUUGGAACGAUCUUUCACUUCCCUCCCCGACCCCCGGGUCCAUUACCCUCCCACAGCAGCUGCAUUCACCUACACCCCGUCCCACAACCCUGUCUCCAACAGCGCUCUUGGCCUCACCAUGGCAACAGCCAUGGCUUCCACUCCAGCAGGAAGGUACCACACCUACCUGCCUCCUCCCUACCCUGCAAAUACCCCCCACCAGGCUCAGAACGGGCCUUUCCAGUCCACCUCCUCACCAUAUCACCUGUACUACUCCACCACUGCUGGAUCAUACCAGUUCUCUAUGAUGGCUGGAGGAGGCAGCAGUGACUCGCGCUCCCCUCCAAGGAUCCUGCCGCCAUGCACCAAUGCCUCCACAGGCUCCUCCCUCCUGCACCCCUCUUUGCCCACUCAGAACGAAGGAGUGGGUGUUGAGGUGGAGUCCAGCCACAGUAGCUCCCCGACAAACAUGGCAGCCGCCGAAGCUGUCUGGAGACCUUACUGAACCAGCAAAGGUGGUGAAGGACACUCUGAAUGACGCACAAUGGAUAUGACCUCUUGGUCAUGAUGGCAGACACUGAACAAAAGUACACACCAAUCCAAAAUACGAUAAAGUGACAUGAGGGGCAAUAAAUCAAUGUAAUGUCAAAGAUAAUUAUCAAACUGGGAAUCCCAAAUCUCGGUUAAAGGAUAAAUAUAUUUUUCUUAUUGUCAACAAAUCACAUGAUAAGACCAAAAUCAAUAAUAUAUUGUUACAACUUUAUAGUUUAAAUACAGCUGGGUACCGUAGUUUUUGACAGAUCUUAAAUAGCGCUUUUGUUUGGGAGUAUUUCUAGCGGCGGAUUAUUCCACAUUUGGCGCUUUACUGAGUAUUUGGAGACAGCAGGAUGGUGUUUCUGCAACGGACUCAAAAUAAACCACAGUGUGUGAGUUUGUGGUGAUGAAGGAACAUGUCACCCAGUGCAACAUUGUGACUCAGUGUUUUAAUGUGUUUCUGGACAAAAAUGGAGCUCUGUGGAUCAGAGGACUAAGACAUAUCAGGUUUUGGAAACACACACCGUCUUUGUUAGUUGUUUUUUGUCUGCGCAUGGGAUUUGUUGACAUCAAGAAAAAAAGUGAAGAUCAACAGACCUGCCAAAUUAAAACUUGGGUGUGUUCAAGUUAAUAAGCUGAUUUAAUUUUGUGAGUAAUAACACGGAAUUACACAUAAAACUCCCUGAUUGACUCAGUCAGAAAGCCCCCUAAUUUUUUUUCCCAGAUCAUAUUGGUAUUUUAAAACUUUUCAAAGUGUUUCUUUCAUUUUAAGAAUUCUAUUGAUUCUUUGUUUUAUUUAUAUUUACACUGAAACAACGAUCAUGGGUUUCUACAUUUCGGAAAAAAAACAAAAAAACAAACACCAUACGCCAUCACAUCACCAGGUGCCACAUGAGUGCGCACAGUUUGAAACCGGCUACUGACGAAUGAUGUUGGUCGGUGACCAACAAAAAGAGGGACAAUGACAAGUGCAUUGGCCAACAGACAACAGUGAGUGGAUGGACUCAUAAUAGGUUAUUUCAACCUAACAUCCCAGUUUCACUGGAGGAUAUAGAAAGAGACAAAGGACUCCAAAGAAGAGUUUCUAUGAAAUAAUGGACUUAACCAUGGACAUUAAUGGGGAGAAGCAGGGUAAGAUUGUGGUUUAACACUGACAAACUGCAUGCAGCAGCACUGGACUGAUCUCAGCUCAGCCUUCUUUGUAAAUGAACAGGACUUUUUCCCUCCUAAAAAUGUUGUGAAUAGAUGACUUGCAUCCAUCUUCCCAUCCUAUUACCACUCUGCUCUCAUUUGUGGUUGACAUUUGUUUUAGAGGAACUGAGCCCAAAAAUAAGGAAAUAUGGUCACUUCACUCACUAAGGUGGUUUUGAAGGCCCCUGACACAAAUUCUGGACAAAAACUCUGACCUAAGACCCAGACUGCAUACUUCAUCCAACAACUGCAACUGAUGGCUGAACUGCUUUACAUUGGACUCAAAAGAUCCUCAAAUCAUCAUUAGAAACUUAGCCAAACAUAAGGAAAUCAGCGCUCUCCAGGCCCCAGAUAAUCAGGUUUUUACAGGACUGCUGCUACACCUGGUUUUAUACAAUUAGCCCCUCCUACAGACUGUUAAUUGAAAAUCAGUCAAGCAAAACAUACAAUAUUUACAUGGAAAACAAUCUGAAAUUACUUAGCCAUUAGCUAGCGCUAGCUUACAUGCUAAUGCUAACGCUGUUGACGGUCUUUAUCAUUAUGCUAACGCUAAUGACAAAGACUGUCAACAAUACUUUGACUCUAGGGGGGAAAUGCGACAAUGGAAUUAGCCAAAAGUGGUAACUAACCUGUUCAGCCCGUCACAUGGAGUUAUAAACGGAAUUAGACGUCCCUUCCAAAGCCUUCUCUGUUGAGUGUUGACCCAUUUCCUCACUGCACUGAAAAAAAAAAGUCAUUACAGUAUGAAGUUUUGUAAAAAUGCGUUAAUUUAUUCCUACGAUACCACUUUUAUUUUUG
Toxotes jaculatrix (banded archerfish) is the source of this 4001-nucleotide messenger RNA. It is a transcript of the gene runx1, whose product is annotated as RUNX family transcription factor 1. The record is from RefSeq and is a predicted model, not a curated record. The coding region runs from base 529 to 1983 and encodes 484 amino acids. Gene Ontology annotation, molecular function: DNA-binding transcription factor activity, RNA polymerase II-specific; RNA polymerase II cis-regulatory region sequence-specific DNA binding; ATP binding. Gene Ontology annotation, cellular component: nucleus. The transcript is spliced from 8 exons. Lineage: Eukaryota; Metazoa; Chordata; Actinopteri; Toxotidae. Gene Ontology annotation, biological process: regulation of cell differentiation; hemopoiesis; neuron differentiation.